Messenger RNA from Caenorhabditis briggsae, 255 nucleotides. It is a transcript of the gene Cbr-srh-145, whose product is annotated as Protein CBR-SRH-145. The transcript is spliced from 2 exons. Bases 1 to 255 code for a protein of 84 amino acids. The record is from RefSeq and is a predicted model, not a curated record. Lineage: Eukaryota; Metazoa; Nematoda; Chromadorea; Rhabditida; Rhabditidae.
AUGUCAUGUAACUUUCGAGGCAGUUUUCUAGAAUCUGAUGAGUUCUAUGCGACUUCUUUACAUUUUCUUUCCAUUUUACAAGCUCCUAUCCACAUUUUUGGUAUUUAUAUCAUUUUGAAAAAGACUCCAAAAUCCAUGGAAAAAGUGAAAUUCCCAAUUCUUCUGCUGCAUUUGAUAUGUGUCUGGUGUGAUUUUUUUGUUUCGAUUUUGGCGACACCAGUUUUUUGUUUCCUGCUAUUGCUGGAUAUGUGUUAG